AUGCGUAUACGUGCCCACAGCCUCCAACAAAAGAACGCCAAGCCCCAAGAUGGCGAAAGAUUAUUGAAAGCAAACGAAUAUAUCUACCGCCUGGAUUUCAUCAAGCAGAAACUUCGAUUUAUAUGUUGGAAGGUCCAUCUUAAAUCACCCGGCAAGGUGGUCAUCACGGGGACCUCUCAACACUGGACACCAGACCUCACCCCCCUCAUGACCCGCCAGCUACUUGACCCAUCGGCCAUCUUCUGGAUGAAACCAGGACAGGAUGAGGUUGAAUGCAAUGAGGCAGAUGUCCAAGAAUUUGGAGAAAGGUUGUGUGAGCUAGCCAAAAUUCGAAAGGUCAUGUUCUUCGUCCUCACCUUCUUAGAUGGAGCAGAACCCUCCAAUAUUGAAUGUUCUAUUGCUUUUAAAGCCUGA
This is a messenger RNA of Staurois parvus, 414 nucleotides long. NCBI's taxonomy places the organism in Eukaryota, Metazoa, Chordata, Amphibia, Anura, Ranidae. The record is from the annotation of a GenBank genome assembly.